AUGAAGGACACUAUAGUUCUUUAUCCGGCUCUUGAAAGUGGUCACUUAAUGUCUAUGGUUGAAUUAGGUAAAUUCAUAUUAACACAAAAUCCUUCAUUUUCUAUCACAAUUCUUAUUCUUACACCACCCAACAACAAACACACACCCCUUUCUCCACAAGAACAAUACAUAGCUUCGGUUAAAGCCGCAUUUUCAUCUAUCCAUUUUCAUUACAUUCCUCCUAUUUCAUUCACAGCAACACUUCCAGCACACUUAGAAACCAUUGAUCUCUCACACCAAAGCAAUGAUCAUGUUCACAAUAUUCUCCAUUCCAUAUCCAAAACCAUAAACCUUAAAGCUGUUAUAUUAGAUUUCAUCACCUAUAGUGCCUAUCAAAUCACCACCAAACUUGAAAUCCCUACUUAUUUUUACUUCACUUCAAAUGCAACUGCUCUUUUCACUUUACUUUACUUUCCAACUAUUCACCAAAAAGCUACAAAAUCUAUAAAGGAUCUUCAUAUGCCUCUUGAAUUUCCCGGGUUGCCAAAGAAUCUUUCAACGGAUGAUUACCCUGAUGAGGUUAAUGAUUCUCAGAGUAAAGAGUACAAAGUUUUGCUUGAUUCGGCGAAAACAAUGAGAGAAUGUGUUGGGAUUAUUGUAAAUACUUUUGAUGCUAUUGAAGGAAAAGUUAUUAGAACUUUAAACGAAGGGUUGUAUUUUCUUGAUGGAACUACUCCGUCUAUUUUCAGUGUUGGACCUUUGAUUACAUCUUCUUAUGGAGGAGAUGAAAAUGGAUGUUUGAGUUGGCUCGACUCGCAACCGAGUCAAAGUGUUGUGUUUUUGAGCUUUGGAAGCAUGGGAAGAUUUUCCAAGUCUCAAUUGAAUGAGAUAGCUAUUGGAUUGGAGAAAAGUGAACAAAGAUUCUUGUGGGUUGUAAGAAGUGAGUUGGAUUCAGAUAAUUUGAAUUUGGAUGAGUUAUUGCCUGAAGGAUUUUUGGAGAGGACAAAGGAAAAAGGAACGGUGGUGCGAAAUUGGGCUCCACAAGGUGCAAUACUGAGCCAUGACUCGAUUGGUGGAUUUGUGACUCAUUGUGGAUGGAACUCGGUGUUGGAAGCUAUUUCCGAAAGCGUGCCAAUGAUUGCAUGGCCUUUGUACGCCGAACAAAGAUUAAAUAGAUUGAUUUUGGUCGAAGAAAUGAAGGUGGCUUUGAAGGUGACCCGAUUAGAAGACAAGUUUGUGACCGCAACAGAAUUGGGGGAGCGAAUUAAGGAAUUGAUGGAAUCAAACAAAGGGAAAGAGAUUAGAGAGAGGAUUUUGAAAAUAAAAGCAAGUGCUAAAGAAGCAAGAGAAGGAGGUGGAUCUUCUCUGGCUAAUUUGAAAAAAUUGGGAGAUUUAUGGAGGGAGCAUGCUUCUUCGAAUAAUCUAUCUCCGAAUUCUCCUUUCAUUUUUCGUUGA
Molecule: messenger RNA, 1434 nt
Organism: Lathyrus sativus (Indian pea)
Lineage: Eukaryota; Viridiplantae; Streptophyta; Magnoliopsida; Fabales; Fabaceae
Source: the annotation of a GenBank genome assembly